Gigantopelta aegis is the source of this 550-nucleotide messenger RNA. RefSeq names its product endochitinase-like. Gene Ontology annotation, cellular component: extracellular region. NCBI's taxonomy places the organism in Eukaryota, Metazoa, Mollusca, Gastropoda, Neomphalida, Peltospiridae. Gene Ontology annotation, molecular function: chitin binding. The coding region runs from base 109 to 477 and encodes 122 amino acids. The transcript is spliced from 4 exons. The record is from RefSeq and is a predicted model, not a curated record.
AUUGCAAUCGUGUAUAUAUGGAUAAGCAAGUGAAAUGUUUAAUCACUGAGUCUUCCUGAAACGAAAUCAAGUCAUCAUAAACCAGAAACCAAGCAUUCUGUUACCAAGAUGCUGCUCUUUAACGUUGCAAUCCUGAUGGUCCUGGCUAUGGCUGCCAGUGCUUAUCGGUGGAAUAGCUGGACUAGCUGGAUCGACCAAGAAGAGUGUAGGGUGCUGUGUGGAGGUGGCUAUAAGCUACAGCAGCGAACUAGAAGCUGCCAAAGUGGAUCCUGUAGCGGCGACAGCCUGCAACAAAGAAAUGAGACGUGCAAUACACAAUCCUGUGGAGAUAAGUGUCCUGAGGGAAUAAAGACGUUCAUUCCUCAUGCGACUAAUAUUCAACGCUUUUACCAGUGUGCAAAUGGAAGGGCGUGGCUGAAUAGAUGUCCGAGUGUAACCGUCUGGAAUCAACGCCUAACACUAUGCGUGUGGGCUUAAAUGUUGAUUCACUAAAGCGUAAUGCUUAUUGACCAAAAAAUUCAAGAUGGCAAAAUAAAUUUCAUCUGAGAUA